CACGCCGCUCGCGGAUUUCUCCCCCAAAUUCCACCCCCCCCAAAAUCCCCUUCUAUUCGGCGAACGCGACGGAAACCCUAGCUCUCCGGCCGCCUCCGGCGAGGACUCCGCCUCCGCAUCCGCAUCCGCAUCCGGGCCAGCGACGCCGGCGGAAGUCGACCGCCCGCCCGCGCGCGCUCGCCCCCCCCCCUCCCCGCCAUCGCCUCGACUCGGCGCCUUCCUCUACUCCGCCCGCCUCUCGCGUUCCGACUCCGGGCAGGCCUCCUUCGUCGGGACUCGGGACUCACUCGCGCGGGGUUCGUCUUCUUCCUCCUCGGCGGCGAAGGGACACGCCGGCCGCCGAUCGACGCGAUUCCCCCCGUAGAUCGAUUCGAUCUGUAACUCUCUAUCUCUGUGUAUUAUUUGUGUAUUUUGAUAUCUGAGGGAAAAAGUCUCAGCCUCUCUCGCCGAAAGAAAAAAAAAUAAUUGUGCAGAAGAGGCGAGAAGGGGAAAAAAAACUUGAUAUCAACACCAUGGGUGUUGUGUAUUACAAAUAUAAGAGUUCAAAGGAAACUAUUUCUGUGCCCGUGCCCCAUUCUUUUGUCUCUGUUUCUGAACUCAAGCAGCUCAUCUUGACGAGCGACAAACAUGGCCGUGGCCGCACCCGUGGCCGCGGCCCCAGAGAAGAUAUUGUCCUCUCCAACGCCCAGACCGGCGAAGAAUUUCUAGAUGAAAAUGCCAUGAUACCGCAGAACUCGACUGUGUUGGUCCGCCGAACUUCUGGGCAACAAUCAGAGAAAAUCGUCUUGUUCUCCUCGCGGGAAGUUAUAGAAGAUGGUGCUAUAGCUUCAAACAAGUCAGAGAUUACUGAAUCAACCUCAAAAUCUUGUUCCUCUACAGAAGUACAGGAUGAGGAUGCUGCAAUCGCAUCUAUAAUUGAUGCAGCUGAACUCAAAUGGGAAGACAAGCCAUCUAAAAGAGGACAGACUGGUGGAAGGUUUACGUCAGGACGUUAUGGUCAUGGACCGGUCGAAGGGGAGACACCUCCACCAGGCUAUGUGUGCCGCAGCUGUGGAGUUCCAGGCCAUUUCAUUCAACAUUGCCAACAGGAGAGAAAGACACCUCCAUCUGGCUAUGUCUGCUACAGAUGCCGAAUUCCAGGGCAUUUUAUUCACCAUUGCCCGACCAUUGGUGAUCCCAAAUUUGACGAUUACAAGAAGCCCCAUACUCUUGUGCCAGAAGUAUCUGCAUGUCCUAUUGAUGGCAUUCCAUCAGCUCUUGCCCCAGCUGCAUCUGUGAGUGUUGUUGACGACUUGCCAGCUGAGCUCCAUUGCCGGCUAUGUAAUAAAGUGAUGGCAGAUGCGGUGUUGACAAGCAAGUGCUGCUUCGACAGUUUCUGUGAUAAAUGCAUUCGUGAUUACAUCAUUACACAAUCCAAGUGCAUUUGUGGAGUCAAGGUUCUUGCAGAUGACCUGAUUCCCAACCAAACACUUCGGAGCACAAUCAGCAAUAUGCUGGCAACAAGGGCUAGCAGCAUCACUAGUGGUACAGGGAAGCACAGGAGCUCUUCAGGCAGCAACGUGGAUCCUAAUUCAGCAAGCCAAACUCCUUCAGCUGCCUUGGAAAAGCAAUCUAAGGAUCACCACAUAUCAUCAGCUGCUCCUGAUGCUGGCCUCCAAGUUGCUACAGAACAUGUUAGCCAUCUUGAGCAUAAAUUGACAACAGGUGUUGAUCUCGAAGUGAAAGAUGAAGGCAAUUCUGCAGGGAUAUUGGUAGAGAAGAUUGUACCAACUGCUGAUGCCAGAUUAAAAGAUGUAACUGACUCCACUUCAAAGCCGGCCACUAUUUCAGGAACCAUGGAACCCAAAGCUUCCAAGACUGAUCAAUUGAAGAAGAAGCGCAAGAAGGCAGAUUCAACUAAAAUUGUUCAUCCUAACAAUGCUAACUAUGGUUACAGCAUUCCAUUUGACCCUGCGUAUUGCAACCCUUACGUCAGUGGGUAUCCUUGGUUAACCGAUCCUUACAUGUACGGCCCAGCGGGCAUGCCUUAUGGUGGCUAUCCGAUGGGCCCUUAUGGUGUCAAUUCCAUCGGCAACAUGCCACUGCAAUUUCCAUCAGCAAUGCAAGGCAAUUUGGCAAAUACUCACUGCUGGGAAACUCAAUCUAUGAUUCACUGGGCAAACGAAGACGCUGCACGUCCAAGGCUGGCGGCGAAGCCCAAAGAACCUGAACCUGCCAAUCAGUCUCGAUCAUCAGAGCGUAACCAGCGUCUGAGCUCUUCUCAUGGCACCGAUCCCAGUUACAAGACCAGCAGGUCAAGCUCUGACAGGAGGGACCAUAGGCGCUCCAUUGAUUACGUCGAGGAUCACCGCUCUAGUGAUUACGCCGAGGAUCACCGCAGCAGCAAGAGAAUGCGCGCGUCUUCUCCAUCUCCAACCGGUGGUGACAGGCACAGCAGAGCGAGGUCCAGGUACAGUUCCAGGAAGCUUACUUACGAGGAUUCAUCUCCAACCGGUGGUGACAGGCACAGCAGAGCGAGGUCCAGUCACAGUUCCAGGAGCCUUACUUACGAGGAUUCAAGCGAUGAUGAGCGCAACUUCAAGAGGAGAUGGGGAGGCAAAAGAUAGAUAGGUCACCGUGGACGCAACACAAGGCCGUGAUACCUGAAUGAAUGAAGCUGAUGAACAUCUUGCAUCAUUCCAUAUCAAAUGCUUGUUGAUGGAUGUAUGUGUUAAUUGUAAGCUGAGGAGAAAUCUCCGAAAGCGAUUUUCCUCUUAACGGAAUUGUAAUUAUGAGCUACUAUUAAUGUAAAAUGAAUGAGAGCAAUUCUCAUCCCCUCUAUGUAAUGACAAUGUCCUCCAAAGAUGAGUGGAACAAUCCUUGACCUUUAAUAGUCGUUUACUACA
This is a messenger RNA of Oryza sativa Japonica Group (Japanese rice), 2885 nucleotides long. Its product is annotated as E3 ubiquitin ligase PARAQUAT TOLERANCE 3. The record is from RefSeq and is a predicted model, not a curated record. Lineage: Eukaryota; Viridiplantae; Streptophyta; Magnoliopsida; Poales; Poaceae. Gene Ontology annotation, biological process: ubiquitin-dependent protein catabolic process; protein ubiquitination. Gene Ontology annotation, molecular function: zinc ion binding; nucleic acid binding; ubiquitin protein ligase activity. Gene Ontology annotation, cellular component: nucleus.